UCGAUACAGCCGCCAGGCGCAUUUCGCCACCGUCAGCGUGGGAGGGUGACUCAGACGUGAGCUACCCAACUCGCACACCCUAGGCAGCCAAUGUCUACGAACGACGAUCGCGGGCGCGUGGGCUGGUGUUGGUGUUGGUGAUUCGCCAAUUGACUCGCCAGCCUUCUGGCACCUUCGUCGCCUCUCUUCCGACGAGGGCGAAGCGCGCACAUGACAAGGAAUCGGGCUGCGACAUUGGGAUUUCCAAUCAUGGGCUCCUGCCUGCCGACCUGUCUUAGGUCCUGCGCUUUCCUUGUUUGUGUCAUCUGUCGCUCGUUGCGGUCACCAGCUGCGGAAGCCUGAAAUGCUGCUCUGACCCAUAGUUGCCUUUCUGACUCCCGGUGGCUCAGCUUCCACUCUAUUCAGCAGCCUAGAGAGGGUACCGCUGAAUGCUUACCAACAACCGAUCUUUCGACUAAGGACAGAUUACAUUACCCGACGACGAGCACUGCAGUCUACAAGUACUGCAGCUCUCCCACACCCUCGCGAUCCAUCCCUCCGCGCGAUCCUCCAUCUGUCACGGACUUAGACGGACAACGACACGCCAAGCAUAGAGUUCACGACGCGACGGACUUCGCCACGCGCAUUACUCCGUUGAUACAUAAUCCGCCUGUCGCCUGCCUGUUGGCACACUUGCUGCCUGCUACGACACUCGCACAACCGCAUUCGCGACGACCAGCGAUGGCAUUAUCACAACCGCAGCAAGAGAAGAAGAGAAUGGGCACGGGUUCACACUUGCUCACACCAGAGGAGCCAACGAUCGAUAGCUUCGACGAGCCACAACCAGUUCGCGUGGUCGAGCCACGCUCGCCACCAGAGUCGCCAGCGUUCCGACCACUUUCGGCGUUGGACGCAGCAUCGCAGGAAGACCAACAGCUCUAUCCUGUAUCCGAUUCAACACACGCCCAGCCUUUGUUCCAUAGCAAUACCACGCCGAGGACGACACCAGAUCGCGACUCCUCUGCUUCCGUCGCAAGCGAGCCGGCCACAUCGCCAAAGACCCCAAUCUCAGGAAAGGAUCAACACUGGUCACGCAAGAACUCGUCUGGUGUGAUUGGCAUCGUGCAACGAUACAACGCCGACCCGCACGCCUGGCGUCAGAAGUGUCUGGACGAGCUGAUGGAAAUGAAACGGCUCAAACUCGAGGCAAGACAACUGCCGCCACCCACUUCGCGCCCUGUGAAUCGCGACUCACAUACACAGCGUCUCCUCGAGAGCCUGGGCAAAUCGCGAGUUGCGAAGAGCACACCAGCUGCAGUGGAGACCAUCGAGAGGCGAUCGGAAAAGGUGGCCUCGCCCAUCAGGCCAACCCGAGCAAAUGCUAGCGACGAAAGCCGAAGGCAACCACCCACAAAACGACACAUCAGGCAGACUUCGACACCAACCAACACUCUCGCUGCUCUGUCCCAGGCUUCAGCUGCACCCAAGCCCCGCACUCGGCAACCACCAAGCAAAGUGGUCGAACGCAAAGACCAAAGCUGGACCGAGGUGGUGGAUUACUGUCCUCCCAAGGAGUCGCUUGACUCUAUGAGCAGGAAACUUUCCGUUGAGUGGACAAACAAGAAUCAUCAGGAUCUAAGCCAAGAUCCCGAUCGCGUCCACCUCCAUCCCCAGGAGCUCGCAGUCGCGUCUACACUACGACUGAAAUGCGAUCGUUAUCUACUCAUCAAGCGUCUAAUCUUCCAGGAGAAAGUCAAAUUUCUCAAGGAGAACAAAGAGUUCAACAAGACUUCUGCACAGAACUGCUGCAACGUGGAUGUCAACAAGAUCAGCAAGCUCUGGCAAUCAUUCAACGACGUUGGUUGGUUCGACAGACACUGGUUCGAGCAAUAUUUGAACUAGAGCCGCCACGUUGGCAUAUGCGGCAUAUGCUUCGGAAAGAGUCACUUGAGAUUUUACCCUUGCCAGCACUUUGAUUGGACACGGCUUCUGCGACUAUUGGUCACGACCAGACUUCGCUUCUUCACCACAGACUGGCUUUUCCUUUUUUUUUUCUGCUUGGACACAGCACGGCGUUAUUUGAUUUUCGGGACGCAAGGGGAAUUUGGCAUCUGCAUGAAUCUGGCUUGCUCUGGCAGCACAGGCCUUGAACGACUUGAUGAUUUGCAUGGAUGCAUGGACAUGAAUCACAGCGAUUAGCACGCCACGGGAAUGCCGGACGCUCCCCUCAGUUGCGAGCAGGAUGAUGGCGCAGCACAGUCAUGCAUUGGACGACACUUUUGGUUUUGGUUGUUAUUAGAGAUACCCCCCGCUCGAGCUUUAACUUAGGCUAUAGCAUGACAGUCGCUAGAGACCCUUCUUUUGAAUUCUUUCUCCCAUAA
Molecule: messenger RNA, 2360 nt
Organism: Cercospora beticola
Lineage: Eukaryota; Fungi; Ascomycota; Dothideomycetes; Mycosphaerellales; Mycosphaerellaceae
Product: SWIRM domain-containing protein
Molecular function (GO): protein binding
Source: RefSeq, a predicted model, not a curated record